Messenger RNA from Monosiga brevicollis MX1, 1790 nucleotides. RefSeq lists its product as uncharacterized. Gene Ontology annotation, cellular component: cytosol; perinuclear region of cytoplasm; nucleus. Gene Ontology annotation, biological process: activation of GTPase activity; nucleocytoplasmic transport. Gene Ontology annotation, molecular function: GTPase activator activity; small GTPase binding. Bases 117 to 1790 code for a protein of 557 amino acids. NCBI's taxonomy places the organism in Eukaryota, Choanoflagellata, Craspedida, Salpingoecidae. The transcript has 6 exons. The record is from RefSeq and is a predicted model, not a curated record.
CGCUCUCUCUCUCUCUCUCUCGCGCUCUCUCUCUCUCUCUCUCUCUCCCGAUCAACUGGCGGUCUGUCUUUUUUUUUUUCGAGGGGGUGGAGACUGACUGGCAGGGCGUGCAGAGAAUGGCGGUUCGGGGCCAGGGCGCGGCCUUGCCGGCAAGGGUGGCUUGGGUCUUGGCUUUGUGGCUGGGUCUGGGCUGCUUUUUGUCCUGUGCAGGCCAGAUGCGAACCUGCGCGCCCAAGGACCUGGAACAACUCGUGACCUACCUCACCACCACUCAGUGCCAGCUGAUUGAGGCGUCAGCCGCCAACUUCCUGGCCAACGAGGACAGCGCCAAGCAGUUGACAACCGCGCUGCUCAAGUCCACGACCAUUGAGGGCUUUUCGGCUGUCCGGUGUCAGCUAAAUUUGGCGUUUUUAGACGCCCUGGCCAAUGCCCUCGCUUCGGGCCUCCGACUACAGCAGCUUGAUCUGAGCCAUAAUCGUCUUCCACCGGCCGCUGUUAUUCGCCUUGCACAGGCCAUGCGCCGCGCACAAUCCGUUGAAGUCCUCAACCUCAUGAAUGCCGGCAUCGACGACGACGUUUUGGCUCAAGUCGGCGCGGACCUUGGGCAUGGUCCGCUACGCGACCUGAAUUUGGCUCGCAACGCCAUUUCAGAACACGGCAUUGAAGCUUUGGCCCAACCACUGCGGGAGCGAAAGCUUCUGCAGAAACUUGAUCUGAGUAUGAACCCCUUGGGUGAUCGCGGCGUUGUCUCCAUCGCAGUCCUUAUCAGCGAGGUCAAGUCGCUGCGUCAUCUCUCGCUUGCCGCAGUGCAAUCAGAGGUGAUUGGAGCCCGAGCCUUGGCUGCUACUCUACGACAGGGCAAGUCUCAGCUUCAAGUGCUAAUUUUCUCAAAGAACAAACAGCUGGGCGUGGUUGGGGGCGAGGUAUUUCAAAGCAUGUUGGUGGCCAACCCCACUAUCAAGUAUCUUGAUCUUUCGAUGAACGCCCUCGGCACUGCGGGCGUGCAAGCAGUCUUGCGAGGCGUCGGGCCGUCCCGCACGCUGCAACAGCUACUCUUGGCCGUCAAUGACGCCGGUGACGGUAUUCUCCCUGAAUUUGUCAGCAACAUCAUUGCCCACCCUACCCUCGAAGCGCUUGAUCUUUCCUACAAUUUAAUCUCGGAGCAGGGGGCCAUGAACCUCGAAAAAGUCCUGGUGGCGGCCACGAGCGCCAGCCGCAUGGGCACUCUGCGCAAGCUUUACGUGCGGCGCAAUGCAGCCGAUCACGCCACACUGCAACGGGUAUGCGACUUCCCCCGCACCACGCACACGGCUCUCCUCUCGACCACCAAAAAGCAUCGCUCACUCGCACGUGAGGGCAAGCAAAGUAGUAGUCAGAGUGGCACGUGUGAUGCCUCCUCAGCAGAUUGCGAGACACCGACCUCAGCCACCGAGGCUGAGGCGACCUCGCAUGGCAAGCGCCACUACACAGCCACGGAACAUCGGCGCUCGGCUUUUGAGAAUUUGGAGCGCAACCUCAUCAUUGUCUUGGCAUUGGCUCGUCUUGAGCGCUUGGCAGACGCCUUCUACGCCGCCGAUAUCACCACUUUGGCCGGCUUUGAGGCAGAGUGGCGUCAGGACGGCGGAAGCAGUCGGGUCUGCAUCCAGCGUUUGCUUGAUGUUCAGGUAUCCGUAGCCGAGAGUGACAAACUGGAUGUCAUGAUGCGGGAUAAAGCCCCUGGCCUCAUUCUUGCCGCCCAGCUGGCGGCCCGGAACAUCCCAAUCCCCGAUUUGAAAGAGAACCAAAAUUGA